AUGGCGUUUCUUCUCCCUAAUCUCUCUCCAUCUUUCCUUCUUCAAACCGGAAAAUCCCUCAAAGAUAAACCCAUUUCUAACCAGUCUGUAUCGAUACAAUCAUCAUCAUCGUCGUCUUCUCUCAAUUGCCACGAAUUUGAAGCAGACAGUCUCUCUCUACUUUCUCUUCCGGUCCAGGCUCCUCCUGUCCGAGGUGCGCAGGUUAAGACCAGGCCGAUUCCGCAAGAUAAGCACCAGCACGACAAAGAUGAGUUCUACAUCAAUCUCGGUUUAGCUGUACGAACGCUUCGCGAAGACUUGCCUCUGCUCUUCAACAAAGAUCUUAAUUACGACGUUUACAGGGAUGAUAUAACAUUGGUUGAUCCAAUGAACACAUUCUCUGGAAUCGAGAACUACAAAUUGAUCUUUUGGGCACUCAGAUUUCAUGGCAAGAUUCUGAUCAGAGACAUCUCACUCGAUAUCUUCAGAGUUUGGCAACCAUCAGAGAACAUGAUUCUCAUCAGGUGGAAUCUUAAAGGCGAGCCUAGAGUUCCAUGGGAGGCCAAAGGAGAGUUUCAAGGAACAUCUCGCUACAAACUCGACAGGAACGGCAAAAUCUACGAGCACAAAGUCGACAACUUAGCUUUCAACUUCCCUCACCAGCUCAAACCUGCCACUUCCGUCUUGGAUUUGGUCACUGCAAGUCCUAAUCCAACUUUCAUGUUUGGCUCUGUGGAUUCAUGCUCGUCUUCUUGGAUUGAGUUCUAUCAAGCUGUGAGAAGAACAUUGGACAAGCAAGAACAGAAACAAAUUGGUUAUGCAAGACGGUUUUGUCAUAUGCUCUUAGAGCCAUUGGGUCGGUCACACUCAUUGUAUCUAAUAUAUAGACCGUUGCAUUGA
Messenger RNA from Microthlaspi erraticum, 879 nucleotides. NCBI's taxonomy places the organism in Eukaryota, Viridiplantae, Streptophyta, Magnoliopsida, Brassicales, Brassicaceae. The record is from the annotation of a GenBank genome assembly.